UAGGGAUAGUUUAUUUUUUAUUAAAUUAAAUUAAGUUUUUUGAAUUAAAUUAAGGCUAAUAAUUGCAAUAGAAAGCAAGCACGUGAAAUCGUAUUGAUGAAAAUAAAUUAGGUGAUUUUUGUGUUGUGAAAAGUGAUAAAUAUUGUGCGCGCUCAAAACAUUUAAUUAAUUCGACAAUAUUAAAUAAUAAAAGAAAAUCAUAUCAGCUUUUUGAAGAGUUUCUUAGGGGAUGCUGUUUGUGAUUGCUUUGGACAAGCGAAAUAGCGGCGAAGUGUUUUGUGUUUUUGUGUAUGGCGCCGUGUGCGAUGUUCAAUACCAAUCUAUUGGUUAUAUCCGAUACGAGAUCGGCAUAAUAAUUGUAAAUAAUUAAGAAAUAAGAAAAAAGAAAUAAGCGAAAAUAAAUUGCUAAUUGUGCAAAGAAACCGCCGGCUGUUAAGAGAAAAGUAGUACGCGUUUAGCUGAUAAAUUUUGUUUUAUUGUGGAUAAUGGGAAAAUAUUGAAAUUGCAGACAAAGGAUAAUCUAUACAGUACGAUUGCACACCCUAUCCAACAUCCCUAAUUAAAUCAACUACUCCAACUGAAUAACAACUUGCACAGACUCUCCUUGCAGUUUAUAUUACAACAAUAAUAAUUGUAUUCUUUUAUGCCAACGCUUUUAAAACAACAAACCACCAUGUAUAUGCAACAGCUGCUUAAUUAUAAAUAUUUGUCUAAGGAGCAUCUCAGUGGAUUCGAUCAUUAUAAGUACAGCGCACGAGAUACCUCCCCGUUGAGUGUUUACAUUAUGCACCCGUUUUGGAACUGGAUUGUCAAGUUUUUUCCAAAAUGGUGUGCGCCCAAUGUAAUGACUUUCCUUGGCUUCCUUUGUACGGCACUAAAUUUCUUUCUGUUAUCUUAUUAUGAUUGGAAUUUCUAUGCAAGUUCUGGCCUUCAAGAUACAACACCUAUACCUUCCUGGGUUUGGUUAGCCACAGCCAUAAAUAUAUUUUUAGCGUACACACUGGAUGGUAUAGAUGGUAAACAAGCGCGCCGUAUUGGUCUUUCUGGUCCUCUGGGUGAACUCUUUGACCAUGGCUUAGACUCGUAUACAGCUGUGCUGAUACCUACAUGCUUGUACAGUAUAUUCGGACGAAGUCCGCAUUAUUCUGUUGCACCCAUGCGCAUGUACUAUGUAUGCUGGAUGGUGUUCUUUAACUUUUAUGUCUCCCAUUGGGAAAAGUACAAUACGGGCGUUUUAUAUUUGCCAUGGGGUUACGAUUUAAGUAUGUGGGGAUCAACAGCUAUGUACCUAAUAACAUGGUGGUUUGGAUUCGAGUUCUGGCAGAAAGAUCUACCAAUUGGUGUGCCAUUGGGGAAUGUUAUGGAGUUCGUUCUACAUUUCAGUGCAAUGGCUAACACUCCAAUGGUUGUAGUUAAUGUUUACAACUCGUAUGUGCAAAGGACUGGCAAAAUGCGUAAAUUUAAGGAAGCCAUGCGGCCACUUUGGCCCUUAUUUGCAUACAUGGUUUUGCUAUUAGCAUGGCCAGCCAUUUCUCCAAAUAAUAUUAUUGAAACGGAUCCGCGUGCUUUGUUUAUGUUAAGCGGUACUAUAUUUUCUAAUAUCAGUUGUCGUUUAAUUGUUUCUCAAAUGUCAAAUACUCGUUGUGAAUGCUUCCAUUGGAUGACACCUGUAUACGUUCUUUGCAUUGCGAUUGGUGUAUGGUUACCUGUCUUAGAGCGGCCGAUGUUGUACUUUUUGCUCAUCGCUACUACAGCAACUCAUUGGCAUUAUGGUGCAAGUGUGGUCAAUCAAAUGUGUGAACACUUCAAUCGUAUCUGCUUCAGUGUCAAAAUGCGUACUGCUGUUCGGCUAAAUAAUGGAACAAACUCUAAUGUGCCGCCGAAUAAUGCAGAAAAUUCAGAAAAUGCUGAAAAUGCUGAAAAUGCUGUGAAAAUAGAUUGAACGCUAUAUGAAUGCAUCCAAGUGGUAGUAAAAAAGAGGCUUCUUUUUUAUGGAUAAAAAUUAUAUUGUAAUCUUUGUUUUAAAUUUAAAUAUAUUUUCUUAAAUGUUUAUAUAUUUCGCAUGAAAUAUAAAAUUGUGCUUUGCAUUUGUAUUUCCUAUACAGUUUAUUUUGUCACCAAAAGACUUUAUCGACUACGUACAGAACAGAUUGUA
Molecule: messenger RNA, 2155 nt
Organism: Teleopsis dalmanni
Lineage: Eukaryota; Metazoa; Arthropoda; Insecta; Diptera; Diopsidae
Product: ethanolaminephosphotransferase 1
Exons: 6
Coding region: 644-1942 (432 amino acids)
Biological process (GO): phosphatidylethanolamine biosynthetic process
Cellular component (GO): endoplasmic reticulum membrane; Golgi apparatus
Molecular function (GO): ethanolaminephosphotransferase activity
Source: RefSeq, a predicted model, not a curated record